UGUGAGCCGGGAGCCCGGGCUGAGCAGCUGCUGCUCCCCGGGGUCUAGUAUUAACCCCUCCGUGCCCGGCCGGGGGGGCGUUCUCCAGCCGGGACCAGCCCCGGGGCGGGGCCCGCAGGCUGCAGCGUAACAUCAAUAUUUUGUGCCAGAUCUUUUCAUCCUUCCAGGGAUCAGGGAAAUGGCUGCAGUGGAGCCAGUUGAGGGGCCAAUGGCCUUCGAGGAGGUGGCUGUGUAUUUCACGGAGGAAGAGUGGGCUCUGCUGGACCUCGCUCAGAGAGCCCUCUACAGAAACGUCAUGCAGGAGAACUAUGAGACCGUGACCUCGCUGGAGUUUCCAGUUUCCAAACCUGAUAUCAUCUUCCAGCUGGAACCAGGGGAAGAGCUGUUGUCCCCAGAUCUCCAGGGCUCAGAGGAAAGAGAGAUCCUGAGAGACAUCUGCACAGCAGGUGCUGGGCUGUUGAGUGAGACCAUGGAGCAGAAUUCUCAACAGGAAGAUGAUGAGGAAGUGGAACCACGUGGCAAAUUAUUGCAAAGAUGCAAAGGGAGUGUGUCCAGGAGUUGUGAUCAGGGAAAAGCCUGUGAGAGUCAGCACAUUCCAGAGAGGUGGCAGGAAAACCAGCCAAUGCAAAAAGUUGGUCAAUCUGUUUAUUAUCGGGGGACUCACAGACAUCUCAAGGAAACCACGGCCCAGCAGAGAAUCCCCAUGGGAGAGAGAAACAACAUGUUUAUUGAGGGUGGAAAAAAGUUCAGUAGGCGCUCACACCUUAUUAGACAUCAGAGAAUCCACACAGGGGAGCGACCCUAUGAAUGCUGCCAGUGUGGGAAAACUUUCACUCGGGGCUCACACCUUAUUAGACAUCAGAGGAUCCACACAGGGGAGAAACCCUAUAGAUGCUGUAAAUGUGGGAAAACCUUCACUGGGCGCUCAAACCUUCUUAGACAUCAGAGGAUCCACACAGGGGAGAGACCCCAUGAAUGCUGUGAGUGCGGGAAAACCUUCACUGAGCACUCAAACCUUAUUCAACAUCAGAAGAUCCACACAGAGGAAAAACCCUAUGAAUGUUGCGAGUGUGGGAAAACCUUUACUCGGCGCUCAACCCUUAUUAGACAUCAGAGAAUCCACAAAGGGGAUCGGCCCUAUGAAUGCUGCCAGUGUGGGAAAACUUUCACUCGGGGCUCACACCUUAUUCGACAUCAGAGGAUCCACACAAGGGAGAGACCCCAUGAAUGCUCAUCGUCGAAGACUUUUUCCUUAUAUUCAAACGAAACUGUGACAUCUACCACCAGGGCUGUUCCAUCUUUAACAAGGAUGAGGUCUGGUUUCCUUAGCUCAUUCUCAGCAGUGUGUAAGUGAGGUUCUUCAUAAAUCACCCAUUUCAAUUCAUGGGCUUCCCGCUUCAAUGUAUCACAGUUUGUUAUUCUUCAUAUGUGGGCACCUCGGACUGCUGGACAUUGUCCUAGAAUGUGAGCUAACAAUUUGUAAGAGGCAGGGCAGUGCCUGCAAUUCACAGUUUGAUUAUUCUUGCCAUGUCCUAGGUAUUCUCUGGUGGGAUACAUCUUUGAUCUGAGUUUGAGGACUGUCAGAAAUUGAUGUUCUUAGAACCCACAAUGAAAUUUCAACCAAUCUUGCUAAUUGAAUCGUUAUAAAAGCAUUCAACUCCACUGCCUUGGCAUUGUAGAUUUUUUCACUGGGACAAUUCUGCAUCUCUCCAGUUACAUGGGAUUGGGUAUAUUUUUUUAGGAGCCAGUUUCUCCCACUCAUUGAGAAGUUCCAAGACACGGUGUGGUAGUCUGUUGUCGACAAAAACUGGGUCUGUUACCAUAGGUAUCUCUUCCUCAUUCCUCACCAGCAGCCACCCAGGGAUU
This is a messenger RNA of Malaclemys terrapin pileata, 1866 nucleotides long. RefSeq names its product zinc finger protein 300-like. The record is from RefSeq and is a predicted model, not a curated record. Bases 179 to 1354 code for a protein of 391 amino acids. Lineage: Eukaryota; Metazoa; Chordata; Testudines; Emydidae. The transcript has 6 exons. Gene Ontology annotation, biological process: negative regulation of transcription by RNA polymerase II. Gene Ontology annotation, molecular function: RNA polymerase II cis-regulatory region sequence-specific DNA binding; DNA-binding transcription repressor activity, RNA polymerase II-specific.